AUGUCUUCUAACAAAUCCUCCCCAUCAAAUACUUCCUACGCACAGCGACCAAGCAAGUUUGCAGAACACAUUUUUGACAAGACCCAAGAAAAAAUCAACAAUCGUCUCUACCUCGUAGAGAAAAGAGAGCGGGAAAGAAAGGUCGUCCUAGCUUUCAAUCAAUGGAAACAAAAGUACCCCAAGCAAUGCAAUAAGCUUGAUUGGGAAGCUAGCUAUCAUGAUGUUGAUGAAGAAUAUGAUGAGAAUGAUGAAAACGAUGCUGAGCCCAUCCAGGUACAUUUGAAGGAAGACGAACCGAGGGCAGCACGCGAGUCGGAAGGAAAAGGCGGAAAACCGCUUGCAACUCCUGCCAUGAAGAGUCGCCGAGAAAAGGUGGCAAAACGUAUUGCGGAUGCGAAAAUGGCUAUGUGUUUUGGCUCGGUCACUCCAGAGGAGUAG
This is a messenger RNA of Sclerotinia trifoliorum, 438 nucleotides long. Lineage: Eukaryota; Fungi; Ascomycota; Leotiomycetes; Helotiales; Sclerotiniaceae. The record is from the annotation of a GenBank genome assembly.